AUUUUAUUGAAAAAAACUUUUUAAAAAUAAUCGCGUUAUAUCUCGUUAUUGGGCAUCUAUGACCUGAUUCAGAGCACAUGUCAUGGACGUAUAUCAAAUAUGAUCAUGUACAGCUUGGGAAGGAGGACUUAAGAAUUCAAGUAGUCAUGACAACACAAGUAAAAUGUAAAGAUAUGGAGCGGAUCCUCUGAUCGGGUCUAUCUAUGAAGUAAGAUGGCUUCUUGUAUGACAGAGUUACAUCUUUGGACAUUGAGGAACCAAACCAUUGUGUCAGAUGGGGAUGUAGGCUGCUAUACUUACCAUGAGAGGGGAGAAACAGUGUCGGUGGUUGACCAGCCAUAUUACCAACAGAAACAGCAAUACACUGAAGGUAGGGGUACAACAUGGGCACCUAAAACAAAGAGACCUGAUAAACUAAGGGAUGCCAUUAAAGAAGCCGAGGAUUUACUAUCAGGUCAGCCAUGUGUUAGCUGUUUGUGGACAUCUCGCUAUUCUUUACAGAUACUAUUGGCAAAUGGAACCAUUUUGAACUACAGUGUUAAUCCAAACUCUGGAGAUGUUGAGAGGAUCACAAUAGACAAGUCACUGGUGGGGAAAUUGUCCGCUGAUGUAUUCACAGAUGUGAUAGUAACAGAUGCGUACUUUAUCAUGUCAUACAUGGAACGGGGGAAGUUAGACUUUGUAUACUUCAACAAGAAAUCUCAGGAAGGCGGGGCUAAGAAACAGGAGAAGAUUUCCACCCUUGAUCCAAAAGUGAGUCAGAUUGAUCUCCCUGGCCCCACCGGCAGGCGACUGAAACGUUCAUUAUCUGCUAAUGUCAAUCAAAAUAUGGUGCUUGUAUGGUGGCAUACAGCCAGUGAAGAGGCAUGGCCUUGGUCUCCCAUGUCCAGUGAUAUAGAACGUGCCAACAUGAUAUUGCUCAGCAUUGUAGGGUCAAAAGUAGAUAUAGCAGCGUUCAUCAGAACAGAGUAUGACCCAGUGGAUGUUUCAUUCAGUUGCCUUCAGCCACAUCAGAUCUUUUCAGUGGAACAGUCCUCUAAUGCUGUAGGGGAACAUACAGUGGAUAUAACAGUCUACGAACAUGUCAGAAAUAAGCUCCAAAGAGCAGCUGUUACAACAGUUCCUUUGAAAAGUAGUGUAGUGUGUCAAGCGAGGAACCAUGGAGAAGACAGACAGUUGCUUGGUUUGCAAGAUAAUACUCUGGUGCUUCAUGACGACCUCAGGAAGAUCACGCAGAUGACACAAGCUGAUGUGGAAGUCAGUGUUGUGUGUUGGCAUCCAGAAGACACCAUAUUCUGUGUGUGUAGUAAAACAGGAGAUAUCCAGUUAUUUGAUAUGGCUCUGUCUCCUCUCUUGACCAAAAUGGUGUCUGAGACACCAGUCACCAAGAAUGUACUCUCCCUUGCUCCAUAUUUUAGAUCUCCGCCAAGAGUUUGUUCGGUGGAAUGGUGCAACUUUCCCUGUGAAGCACCUGGCAUCGACACCACAGAACCACUGCUUAUACAUUUUGACAGGGGACCUCUUGGGCUACUUCUCUUCCAAGGUGGAGCGAUGAAUGGUAGUGUCCUGACCCCUUUACACCUGUUGAACCACUACUGCAGGCACAGGCAGAUGGACCAGGCAGUGAAUCUAUGUAGUAGCCUAAAUUGGGACUCAGAUGGGCCUAGUUGUUAUACAGUGCUGAGUAAGGUCAUGAACUGUCUACUAAAGAUGAGCCUUAACCCAGAUAGGGAAGCUCAAUUAGAGACAUGUCUUGGAUGUUUCUAUGCACCAUGCCGCCCUCUAUCAGAAGUGACUGUGUUAGAAUACAGGGAUCAGAUCAGUAGAUUGGCUCGGAGAUUCUUCCAUCAUCUUCUCAGGUAUUCUAGAUUUGAGAAAGCUUUCCUUCUAGCAGUCGACAUUGGCUCCAGGGACCUCUUCAUGGACAUAUACCAUGUUGCGAAAGACAGAGGAGAACUUGCUCUAGCAGCAGCUGCUAAACGUAAGGCAGACCAGAUAGAGGCACAGACUGUUGGACCUUAUGGUGUUGAAGGCUAUGGUGAGCUGGGCCCUGACCCUUAUUGGUCAGGGGAAGUGUCGCUGGAACCUAAUGGCUUAGUUGAGCAGCUGGACAGUAUGCAUGCCCCCCAGGCCCGCCAGGCCCCACAGACGCACUCACAGUAUGUGCAGCAGCUAGAGAGGGGAGAAGAUAUGGCUAGACUGAACCCUGCUCAACUCCAAGCACAGUUUGCGCCACCUAUAGACCCCAACUCUGUCACUAUACAGGAAGAAGAGGAAAUCGAUGAAACAUCCGGCACAGUGAAAGUUAUCCACUUUGGAAUGGUUUAAACUUGAAUGCCUAGGCAGAUCUCAUACAUCAGGGAACAGAGAUUUUUGAAGAGGGAUAUCAUAUGUAUAUGGAUGUAUAAUGAAACAAGAGAACCCAUGUAUCUGGGUUUCUACUGCAAAAUGGACUAUUGAUACAUGUUAUAUGUGUUUCUUAAGUGUUGUGAGCUAGAGACCCUAGGCCCCCUGUGCUAACUAGAUUCAAUCUGGGCCAAACUAAAAACAAUUUCAAAAGUCCUGUCAAAAGUUAGUAUACCAUAGCAGCGUCACUACUGUAAUACUUUCUAGCUGGGAAGGAGAAAAUCCUCACCCAAAUUACACAUUCCGUCCCCUUAUAUCUACUGAGUCUCG
Messenger RNA from Owenia fusiformis, 2676 nucleotides. NCBI's taxonomy places the organism in Eukaryota, Metazoa, Annelida, Polychaeta, Sabellida, Oweniidae. The record is from the annotation of a GenBank genome assembly.